AAAACAUUUCUCUUUAAAUUAGAAAAUGAAUCCAUAUUACUCUUAUUAUCCCAAUUCCUAAUAAAAUAGUAAUUAUCAAUUAAACUAUUAUAGACUAUUGGCAAUAUUAUCAAUAUAAUUAACUUUCCCAUUGGUAUUAGAUGAACAACCAGUAGUAAUAAAUUAUGUCCUACCAAGUAGGAUGUUAAAGCAUGCCAUAACAAGAUUAAAGCAAUAUUUAGUCUAAUAAUCUACAUCAGAUGAAUGAUCUCUAAAAUUAUGUUGAUAUAUAAGGUUUAGAGAGGAUGAAGACUUAAAAUAAUAUUGAACAAACUAAUUUAAAAAAUGAUCAAGAUUCAAAGAAAAAAGUAAAAAAAUAAAGAGGUAUAAUGUUUAAUCCUAUAUUUAGGUCAUUGGACAAAUGAGGAACAUUAUAAGUUCUUACAAUUUGUUAGACUUCACAGCGAUCUCUUCAAAACAAGUGUUCAUAAGAAAUUAAAUCGUGUAUUUAAAAUGAUGGCUGAAGAAAUUUAAACAAGAAAUGCUUGUUAAUGCAGAUCUCAUUUCUCAAAAUUUAAUCCAUUUAUUGAAACAGUAAGGUUAUAUAAUAUACUUCUAGAACAUUUUAAGAAGAAAAUUGUGUAAUGAUGAAUAAGUAUAUGAAAAAAUGUUUGAAAAUAAAAACAAACUUGAUGUGUAAUGA
Paramecium primaurelia is the source of this 682-nucleotide messenger RNA. The record is from the annotation of a GenBank genome assembly. NCBI's taxonomy places the organism in Eukaryota, Ciliophora, Oligohymenophorea, Peniculida, Parameciidae.